AUGGCCAACAUCGAGAAGCCGCAGAUAUAUGAGCACGCCGAAAGCCUUUCAGCUGCGAAGAAGCACCAUGAUGACAAUCAGAAACUUGGAGACCUCGAGCAAAGCCUCGUUGAUGACCCAGUGUACCGUGCCAAAGAGCGAAAACUCGUCCGUCGCCUGGACAUGACACUGAUGCCAAUGGUUUGGAUCCUUUACAUGUUUAAUUACUUGGAUCGAAACAAUAUUGCUCAAGCGCGCCUCAACAGCUUUGAGGAAGAUCUCGGUCUCGUUGGCAACCAGUUCAAUGUUGCCGUCUCGAUUCUCAAUGUCGGUUACAUGCUUGCGCAGCUGCCGUCCAACAUGAUCAUCACAAAAGUCCGUCCUUCGAUAUACCUACCAUGUUGCGCGGCUGUCUGGUCUUGUGUCUCAGCGGCAACAGCUGGCACCAGCAACUUCUCGGGUCUCAUCGCCAUUCGGUUUUUCCUGGGUAUAGUAGAGGCUCCUUUUUUCCCUGGAGCUUUUCACAUUAUGAGCUCCUGGUAUACUCGCUCAGAAUUGGCCCUGCGGACGGCUGUCCUUUACUCGGGAUUGAUCCUCGCGACGGCGUUCUCUGGCCUCAUCGCUGCUGGCAUCUUUCACGGUCUCGACGGCGCAAGAGGCCUUGCCGGGUGGCAAUGGCUUUUCGUUCUUGAGGGCGUCGGAAGCUUCGUUGCGGCACUCGUGGCACUCCUCAUCCUGCCGGACUACCCUGAGUCGAAGCAGAGUUGGUGGGCCAUGCCAGAGGACCUCCGCAAGUUUGCCCACGAACGGGUUCUACGGGAUCGCGUAUCGGAGCCCGAGGGCAAGCGGUCUGUGAUCGUUGGCGUCAAGGAAGCAGCUAAAGACUAUCGAACUUGGAUCUUCGUGCUCCUUCUAUGCGCAAAUCACACUGCAUAUGGAUUUAACAACUUCUUCCCAACUAUCAUGCGGGGCUUCAACCUUGGUUCUACGGAGACCACGCUCUUGCUCACAGCCCCGCCAUACCUUGUCGCUGCAAUCGUCUCAUUCUUUGCUGCAUACUCCUCGGAUAAACUCAAGGAGCGCGGUCUGCACAUUUCCGGCCUGAUGGCAGUCGCUAUGGUUGGUUUCAUCAUCUCGGUUGCUACCCUCAAUGUCCCGGCUCGGUACUUCGCAUCGUUCCUUUUCACAUCUGGCUGCUUCUCAGCAAACGGCAUCGUCUUUUCCUGGUUCGCUGUUACGUUGAACCAGACCCCGGAGAAACGUGCCUGCGCCACGGCGAUGAUCAACUUACUUUCGCAGUUCGGCAACAUUUGGUCUCCCUACUUCUUUCCGAAAUCUGAUGGGCCAAGAUACCUCAUGGCCAUGCUGUUGAUGCUAGCAUUUAGCGUGCUGAGCAUUGCGUGCAGCUUGGUCAUGCGUAUGGUGUUGAUGAAGGCAAACAGGCGGCUGCGGGAGGAAGCAGAUCGGGAAGGAAAGCCUUUGGUGCCGUAUACCCUAUGA
Messenger RNA from Cyphellophora europaea CBS 101466, 1479 nucleotides. RefSeq lists its product as uncharacterized. Bases 1 to 1479 code for a protein of 492 amino acids. The transcript is spliced from 4 exons. The record is from RefSeq and is a predicted model, not a curated record. NCBI's taxonomy places the organism in Eukaryota, Fungi, Ascomycota, Eurotiomycetes, Chaetothyriales, Cyphellophoraceae. Gene Ontology annotation, molecular function: transmembrane transporter activity. Gene Ontology annotation, biological process: transmembrane transport. Gene Ontology annotation, cellular component: membrane.